Symbiodinium sp. CCMP2456 is the source of this 4479-nucleotide messenger RNA. Lineage: Eukaryota; Dinophyceae; Suessiales; Symbiodiniaceae. The record is from the annotation of a GenBank genome assembly.
AUGUGUGAGAUGAUUUGUGAGAUCAAGGCCAAAACCUUUCGGCCAGAUGUCACUCGCAGCGGCAUGCUUUCUGAGGCACCCCCGUCAAAGGAGCUUCCUGCUGAGGUCCCUGAGACUUUGGAGCCCGUGCAUUCUGAUUCCAGUGAAGGGUCUGCCGAUGAGGAGGACGAUGAGGCCACUGAUGAGGAGAAGGCCGUGGCGGAUGUGGCAGGCCCUUGGGGACCCCAGAUGGCUGAGAUGACACAAAUUUGUUUGGUCGAUGUGGACCACGCCAAAUGUGGGCCUCUGAAUGUUGUACCAACCAUGUGUGCCAGUCUGGAUUGCCGCUGUGGGCAACGGCUGAGUGUGAGCCUCUACUUGGAUGUCUCGGCAAUGUGGCCAAGCAACUUGAUCGAUGUGGAUCAGGCAUGUGACGAUGUGUUGCAUUCGACAACUGCCGCUUAUGGAGGAGAUUUUCUGUUCAAGAUGUCCGUAGCCGACAGCGAAGCGGUUUUCAAAGCCCGGGCAACGGCCUGCGGCUUGGCUGAUGGAGAUUUUGCGAAGCUUAAGGCCGAAGGGCUCGAGACCGUGGGUAUGUUUGCCUUUUCUUGCAAUUUUGCACCGGGGGCGGCCAGCGAGGCCCCCUUCGUCGAACUUGUUGAGAAGGUCUUGGGAACUCCCCCGACGGUGAAACAGCUCGCAUCUUUCCGGCGACUGUUCGCGGAAAGUUAUUCCGCCGUUGCCUCCGACAUCAAGACUCAGAUCGAAACCACUGACGAGUCUGUGCCACGAAAACUGCCUGCCGCUGAUCGGGCCCAACGCCUGAAAGAGCAACAGUCCCGUAUUUCGGGCUUUAAGAUCCGCGGACCCUAUGAACCAGGUGAUUCGUUGGUUGACCGCUCGGUGCAGAUGCUUGAGCAGGACCGGUUGUCCUACUUGGAUUGGGGCACUUGCGUAAGUCGCGAACAUGAAUUGACCACAAACACGAGGAAAGAUAGCUCCCUUACCUUCGACAACAACGGCCUUUUGCGCAUGGCUAAGCGAGACAAAAUCACCCCAUGCGAUUCUUCAAGCGAACUUCAGGUGAGGUACUGCCUUAUGCGCCGGGGCUUGGCAUUGGACCAAGCGGGCAUCUUGACUUACGAGCUCCACGAAUCCCUCAUUGAAAAACUCUUUCAGGCACGGCUCACGGUUCCGCCCCCGAAUUACUCGAGGGUGCAGAUGGCCCAGUUGGAGCAUGCGGAUCGCAAGUUCUUCGCCCUUCUUGGUGAGCACACGCGGGCCGGCAUUAAAGCGUCCGCUGCAGGACGCCCAUGUGACCUUGCUUUCAAGCUUUGCCUGGAGUGUACGGAUUUCCUUACAUUGCUGCAACCGCGCCCCUUUGCCGUCCAGAAUUAUGACCCUCCCAGGAAGUGGCGCAAGUUUGAUGAUAACAAAGGGGGCGGCAAGGGCAAGGAUAAAGGUGGCAAAGAUGGAGGCAAGGGCAAGGAUAAGGGCCGCCAGGGUUCCAGUGAUUUCGCGAGGGUGCCUCAGGCCCUUUUGGUUCUUGGUUGCAUUGGCAUGCACCCUCAAUCGAAGCAGCGCUUCUGUUACAACUUCAACUUGAAGACGUGUCAGGAUGGUGCGAAUUGCACUCGCGGUGCACACAUGUGUGCAGUGAAGGGCUGCCAUCAAGCUCAUGCGGCCAUGGAUUGUGAGCAGCUGCGGCCACAGGAUCCUGAGGGUCUUGCUCACGCAUGGAUCCGAGAGCGCAAUUUUUGCGCCGCCAACAUUUUGCAUCGUGCUCGGGGCGUGCCGCUUCCCGAUGGGUCCCCUGGGCCCCCUGCUCUGCGUGAUGCCCAGCAUGUUUGGGGCCUGCCGGGCUUGCCCAGUUCACAGCAACAGCGUGUGGACAAGGCCAACGCUCUGUAUCGCCACAUGUGCUCGUUCUUGUCUUUUCUGCAAGCCCAGCAGGUGCCCUGGACCGUUGAAAACCCCACGCGGUCGUGGCUCUGGAAACUUCCCGCUCUGACAUCUCUGCUUCAGUCACAUCAUUUCUUUGAGCUGCAUACUUGUGCUUUCGGCAGCCAGCGUCAAAAGCGGACCGCCUUCCUGGCCUCACAUUCUGAGUUCCAAUUGUUGGCACGUACCUGCCCGGGCUGCCCUUCUCACCUUCCUUGGGGCAUCACUCCCGAGGGUGACUUUGCCACCGGCCGCGAGGCAGCUUUCCCUAAGGCCCUGUGUGAGACCAUUUGUGAUGCAGUUGAACUUCUCUGCGCUUCCCGAGGCUGCCUUCCAGGCUCCCCGAAGACAUUGGUGGCCCGCGCGCAGAAGCAGCCCCGCGGCCGCGCCACCCCGCAGCUCAUUCCUGAGUUCCUUCGCAUCGAAAGCACUAUCCUGCCGGACGUGCCUGCCACGGAUUCUAAGAAGUGCAUUUCCCAUGCGGUGGCGGGCGUGCCAGCGGGCAGCAAAUUGCUACGUUGUGCAGACAGGGGCUCCAAAGGUUGGUUGUGUGUUCUAGGGGUCUAUAGAUCCCCCUUAGCCUUCGCUACCCUGGCUAAGCAACUUCUCCACCCUUACGACACCCUUGUACAACUUCCCGACUGUUUGCUGAGGGUCAUCUUCAAGCAGCUCACGUUGUCGUGGGCAACAGAGCUGCGUGACCAGGAGAAGGCAUUGAAGGCCAGCUUGCAUCCCGAUGUAGCUGAUAUCCUUGCACCAAAAAGAAUUUGCCUUAUGAAACGGGUGGCUCAGGAGAUGUCCUGGCCCGAUAUGGGUAUCUUCGAUGAAUUAACUAAAGGCUUCCGCCUCGUGGGUAUUGGGUCCAAGUCUGGGCUCUUCCGCCAAGGGGUCAAACUGGCCUCACUGUCCGAGGACGGUCUGAUGGAAGCGGCCAAACACCUUCGUCCCCGCUUGCUUGAUAAGGUCAUGUGCGAGCGUCAGGAUGAAAACUCCGAUGAGCUCAGGGCCCUCACUUCUAAGGAGGCCAAGGAGAAGAAAUGGCUGCAUGGGCCCUUCACUCCUGAUGAGAUUUCCCAUCGCUUUGGGAAUUGGCUGCCUGCCAGGCGAUUCGCCAUCCGCCAAGGCGACAAGGUGCGUUGCAUUGAUGAUCUGCGGGAGAACGAGCUAAACACCGCCUACACGGCGGUGGAGAAGAUCACUCUGUCCGCGAUGGAUCACAUGAUAUGGGCACUGCAAACCCUGCUCAGAUAUUUCACCCACCGGGGCGAGGUGUCUCUUGAACUUUCGACAGGUGAGGUGCUCAAAGGCAAGGUCCAUGAGGCUUGGUCGUUGCAUGAAGGAUCCCUCGUCGUGACAGCGCUUGAUCUCCGCAGCGCCUACAAACAACUUCCCCUCAGCCCUCUUGACCAGGACAAAACGGUAGUGGUGCUCAAAGAUCAUGUGAGGAACGCUGUGGAUUGCUACGUCAUGAAGACGCUCCCCUUCGGAGCUUCUGCCAGUGUGGACAAGUUCUUGAGGGUAAGUGCUUUCCUACAGGCUGCCGGCUGCGAGCUGGCGUUACUCUGGAGCAACUACUUUGAUGAUUUCCCUCUUGCAUCCCACCGCCUCACUUCGGUGUCCAGCUUGUCUGCAGCAAAGGCGAUGUUAACUCUUUUCGGGUUUGAAUUUGCCACCGACAAACUCCUUCCUUUUGACCAGACGUGUGAGGUGUUGGGAGUGAAGCUUGAUUUGACUCUUGCGCACGAGGGCGAAAUCCGCAUCACCAACAAGCCAUCCCGUAUUGAGGAAGUGCGGGGUUUGCUUGAGUCAGCGGUGGCAUUAAAGGCUCUGGUUCCUGCAAAGGUGCCUAGCUUCAUUGGCAAACUCCAGUAUGCCGACUCACAAGUGUGGGGGCGAGCGGGGCGAAUUGCCCUUGGGGAUCUUCGAUCACUUGGAGGCUCAGGCAGACAUGCUGUCAACCUGGACGGCUCUCAGCUGGCAGCUCUGCAGGUGUUGAAGGCGCGCUUCGAGCUCGGCCACCCGCUUUCAAUCAAGGCAUCGACCCCGGUGCCCCCUGUGGUGAUCUUCACUGAUGGCGCCCUCGAGGAGGGCAAGGCUACCAUAGGAGGUGUGCUCUACCCUUCUUGUAGGCAGAUGCCGGCCGAGGUGUUCGGAGCGACUCUGCCAUGCAAUGUGCUUGAUUUACUCAAAGGUGAUAAGGAGCAUGUCAUCGGAGCUGUCGAGCUGUUUGCUGUAGCCGUAGCCAUAAAACUUUGGAUGCCCCGCCUAACCGGCCAAAGGGUUCUUAUCUUCGUUGAUAAUUGGCCUGCCUUGGACACUCUGGUCCGCGGCACUGCAGGCGUCCAAGAGUGGCGACAGGUUUUGCUUGCCAUAGAGGGCGCUGAAGGUGGACAGCCCCCUCUGUAUUGGUUCGCGCGCGUCCCUUCGGGGUCAAACGUCGCUGAUGAUCCCAGCCGCGGCUCACUUAGGUCUAUGGCCAAUGACGACUACAUCAUUGCAAAGCCGGUAUGCCCGUUGACUGGAGGGGAGCUUCCAUCCUUCUUCAGUGUGCCAGCUUAA